This is a messenger RNA of Penicillium brevicompactum, 1395 nucleotides long. Its product is annotated as FAD-dependent oxidoreductase. The transcript has 5 exons. Gene Ontology annotation, biological process: secondary metabolite biosynthetic process. Gene Ontology annotation, molecular function: FAD binding; monooxygenase activity. The coding region runs from base 1 to 1395 and encodes 464 amino acids. NCBI's taxonomy places the organism in Eukaryota, Fungi, Ascomycota, Eurotiomycetes, Eurotiales, Aspergillaceae. The record is from RefSeq and is a predicted model, not a curated record.
AUGCAUGCCAAACUAGAUCACAGCCCGCAGAUCACGACUCGCGGCAAGAGAGGGAACAAUACCAUCCCACAGGAUCCUGUGCCCUUUAGUGGGAUCACGGUCCUCAUUGUUGGACUCGGCAUUGCGGGGCUCACCGCCGCCCUUGAGUGUAGCCGGAGGGGACACAAGGUGAUUGGGUUCGAAAAGAAGAAAGACACAAAUCAGUUAGGGGACGUGAUUGGCCUCAGUGGCAAUAGUAUGCGGAUUCUAUCGCAAUGGAACCAGGGCUCUCUGGCCGAGCUCGUUGACGAGGACAUCAUCUGCGCUGUCGAGGCUUUGGAGCUCCACGACACCGCCGGAACCAUUCGUGCCGCGAUGCCGUAUCAUCCAGAAAGCCCAGCCCAAGGAUAUCUCUUUCGGCGAACCGGGCUUCUGACAAAGUUGUAUGAGCUUGCAAUUCGCGCCGGCAUUGAUCUCAGGUUCGGAGUGAACGUGAUGCGAUACUGGGAAGAUGCAGACAAUGCCGGGGUAUACAUUGGCGAGGACAAGGUUGUAGGAGACUGUGUUAUUGCGGCUGAUGGAUUCUACAGCGCAGGGAGAACUGCCAUUACCAGUGAAGAUCCUGUCCAGCAACCGAUCGGGGCGGUCAUGUACCGGGCCAUUUUCAAUGCCCAGGAAAUAGCUCAUGUCCCUGAAGCGGCGUGGCUCCUGAAGAAGGCCCCGACAGCGGACAUUCUCCCCUCUUUCUAUGGCAAGGAUGUUAUGGUUAUGAUGGGCACUGCAGCAAAGGGACGGUAUGUGCAUUGGGCCUGUACAAUUCGUGGUGAGGUGCAACCAGCCUCUGAAGCUUGGAUGCAGCCCGCGAGCGUCGAGCCAGUUCUCGACUGCGUGCGAAAUUGGCCAGCAGCCAGCAAGCUAAACGCUGUCCUGUCACGAACUCCUCCGGGCGCGUGUUUUAAUCACACCAUGCUCGCAACGCCACCUCUACGGACCUGGGUAUCUCAUAAGGGGAGGAUGGUUGUGAUUGGGGAUGCCGCACAUCCUUUCCUCCCAUACGCCGGUCAAGGGGCCAAUCAAGCCAUCGAAGAUGCCGCAUCGGUAGCCAUUUGUCUUGAGCGAGCAGGUAGGGGGGAUAUACCUCUGGCUCUGCGGGUGUUUGAGAAGCUUCGACACAAGCGGGUCUCGCUGAUUCAGGAGGGAUCAGUCGAAGCUAAGGACUCGUUCCUCAAGGCAAACUGGGACAGUGACGAUGAAGCUGGUAGUCCAUCGGCAUACCUACAUCAGUCUUGGGUCUAUAAUCAUGACUGUGUGCAGCACGUCGUUGAAGAGUUUCAAACAGCGGCCGAUGCCAUCAGGCAUGGCCGAAAAUACAUUCCGACCAAUGUCCCCGUGGAUGGGAAAUAUCGUCAGGAGUAG